This is a messenger RNA of Spathaspora passalidarum NRRL Y-27907, 907 nucleotides long. It is a transcript of the gene PRE10, whose product is annotated as proteasome core particle subunit alpha 7. Gene Ontology annotation, cellular component: proteasome core complex; nucleus; proteasome core complex, alpha-subunit complex. The record is from RefSeq and is a predicted model, not a curated record. Bases 47 to 826 code for a protein of 259 amino acids. NCBI's taxonomy places the organism in Eukaryota, Fungi, Ascomycota, Pichiomycetes, Serinales, Debaryomycetaceae. The transcript is spliced from 3 exons. Gene Ontology annotation, biological process: ubiquitin-dependent protein catabolic process.
UGCAAUCUUAUAGAAGACUAUACUUUAAGCAUUAUAACAAACAAGCAUGACUUCCAUUGGUACCGGUUACGAUUUAUCAAAUAGUGUUUUUUCACCAGAUGGAAGAAACUUCCAAGUUGAAUACGCCAUGAAGGCAGUUGAAAAUGGAGGAACUUCUAUUGGAAUCAAAUGUAAAGACGGGGUUGUGUUGGCUGUAGAAAAAAUUAUAAAUUCCAAAUUGUUAGUGCCAGGCAAAAACAAACGAAUUCAAACUGUUGAUAGACACAUUGGGGUAGUAUACUCUGGAUUGUUACCUGAUGGACGUCACUUUGUCAAUAGAGCCCGUGACGAAGCACAAUCGUUCAAGUCUAUUUACAAGAACUCUAUUAGUGUGCCUCACCUUAUGGACAGAUUAGGGAUCUAUGUCCAGAAUUAUACUUGUUACAACUCUGUCAGACCAUUUGGAAUAGUUUCUAUUGUAGGUGGGAUUGAUGACAAUGGUCCUCAUUUAUAUAUGAUUGAACCAAGUGGAAGUUGUUGGGGUUACAGUGGAGCUGCCACUGGUAAAGGUCGACAAUUGGCCAAAUCUGAAUUGGAAAAGUUGAAUUAUGAAGAAUUGGAAAUCAAAGAGGCGGUCAAGUUAGCUGCUAAGAUUAUUCAUUUGGCUCAUGAAGAUAACAAGGAUAAAGAUUACGAAUUAGAAAUCAGUUGGGUUUCCAAGGAGUUUACCAAGGGUAGACACGAAUUCGUUCCUGAUGACUUAUUAGAAGAAGCCAAAAAGUUUGCUGAAGAAGACGACGAUGAAGAAGAAGAGGAAGAAGAGGAAGGGGAUGAAAUGCAAGAGUAAACUGUGUAGGUGUAAGUUUAGAAAUAAAUGCUGCCAACUUUUUUUUUUAUAUAUAUACUAGACAAAAAAAAGUACGUGUCC